This is a messenger RNA of Parathielavia appendiculata, 957 nucleotides long. RefSeq lists its product as uncharacterized. The record is from RefSeq and is a predicted model, not a curated record. Lineage: Eukaryota; Fungi; Ascomycota; Sordariomycetes; Sordariales; Chaetomiaceae. Bases 64 to 627 code for a protein of 187 amino acids. The transcript has a single exon.
GGAACGUUUGAACUUCGAUUUGGGAGCCUUUGGUCGGGCCCUCAGCAAACGUGGACGAUCAGGAUGGUGUCUGAUUGGCUGCGAGCAUCCAAAUGUCGGGCUUGGCGGGGACGUUUAAGCUUAAAUCGAGCCCGAGUUGUUGCCUUGGCGGAGGUAUGGAUGGAUCCCAAUCGGACACAUCAAAGCAGGGUUUGCCAAGAUGUCGAGGGCUUGCCGUUGACUUGGCAUGGCAUUCCGUUAAGGUUCUUGCGUCGAAGUCUUGGGCUCGGUUGCUAUGUGCCGAGUACCAGCGACGGCUUCUUUAUUUUUGAAAGGCAGAGUCCGUCUACAUCUGCUGUGACACGGGGCAAGAAGCGAGGUAGGUGGAAAGACAUCAGUGAGACCAAGAAACGUAGGUCAGCUCCCGCCUACAUCUUGGAUCAUCACCAGAGCUUCUCCCUUUCACAUUGGCAUCACCCGACCUUAGUUGCUCAGCUGAGUGACGCAGAUAUUCGGCGUACUGCUCAGCCGCCAUGUCGGUCUCGAAAGCGGAGAGGACGGCCUAGACCUCAAUCUCAUCCAUCCGCAUGCCUGUACCGCAGCAUGGAUCUGCACCUGACGCGCCCGGAUAACGGCUCUGCAGCUUAGCUUUGUGAUGUACCCCACUACGUCUUGACCUGUUUUGCUACUAGUUGGGGGUUAGGAUCCCAUAGAGAUCAAAUACCCCCUGGAUCAACGAAGCUGAAGAGGAGGCCCCGCACUUAGGCCGGUCGAUCGUGCUGUGGGGACGGGAACACCUCCGUAGGGGGUUGAAUGCCGGCUUCGGGUCUACUUCACGCAAAGGACAAGACAGCUGCCGAAAACGCGGACGUGUCUCACUGUAUAUUGUUAUAGGCGAGCUCGCUUGAGGUCCGGCGAUGCCCAGAGGUGCCAGGCACCAGCUUUUCUGCUUCGCUGUAUGGUGCGCUAGCGGCGCCG